AUGCGCAUGUCAUUGAGGAUACAAGGAAAAAGUCCUGUUGAUUUUAACAUAUCUUCCUCAAAUGAUAGACGACCAAAAGUUACUUAUAAUUCCCAAGAUGUUCGGCGAUCUGAUAGACUUCGAGAUAAACAUAAACUUAUCGAAAAAGAAAGAAUCCCUCAACUUCCUGACGAUAUUAUCCGUAAUAUAUUUGAAUUUGUGGCUUUUCAAUGUAGAUUCGUUUGUUUAUUAGUCAGCAGAAGAUGGUGUCGGCUCAUGGUCCCUAUAAUUUGGAGAACUCCUUUUGCUACUAAAUAUAUAAAAUAUCCUUGGACUGGUGGAAAAUUUUGGUUAUCCGAUAUAAUUGCUACUUAUAUUGUGUGUCUCGAUCCUCAAAGCAAAUUAUUUUUAAGGCAACAUGGUAUUAAAAUUCCUCAUUCUAAAAAACCUUUAUUUCAAUAUCAAAACUUUCUCUACGAAUUUCACUUGCCUCAACUUGAAAAAGUCGUUAUCAAUUGGUAUAGUAAUAGUCAAAAUAUUGAUCAAGAUUUGAAAUAUUUAUGUUGGCAUUGGAGAGAACCGACUGAUCAAAGAACAAAAGUUAUUAAACGAAGAAUUAUGCUUUUAAUGACCGAAAUUUCAAAACUUUUAUUCAAUUCCGCUUAUAUUAAAAGAACUGAUUUUACUAUUCAAUUCAACAGUAUCUUUGUUCCUCCUUUAGAUACUUUUAAUAGAUUUUUAGAUUUUUCCGAAGAUAUCACUUUUUUGAAGAUUUGUAAUAGUGAUUCAAAUAUUAACUUUCCCGAAAACCUUCGUGAAAGUACAAACGAGCUUUUAUGUUCCAUGAAUUCUUCUUUUCAUAAUCUUCAAUAUAUUGAUAUAACUGGCCAUGAUGUUCUUAAUCCCUUAAUAAUUUCUUUGAUCAAAAAUCAAAGACAUCUUCAUUCUCUCGUAAUUCGUUGGGCUAGGGUCAUUAAUCCUAUUCUUAAAAUUUUGUCCUCAAGUACAUUUGCUACCUUAUCAUGGCUUGGAUUUGACAUGGUGCACGCAAGAUUAAAAACUUUUCAAUUACUAUCUGCUUGCAAAAAUUUAGAAUCAUUAGUUUUAUACAACGUCAUGGAACUCCACGCUGAACCUGAAAUUAAUAUUCCUUGGGAUCUAGUACGUCCUCUUUCUGUUAAAAAACUCUUCAUUUUCGAUGAUGGUCGAUAUGCAACAAAUAUUCGUCCAAGUUUCAUUGAAAUUUUUCGCAUUGUUAAAGAAAGUUUGCAAGAACUUACAAUAGACAUUUUAUAUCCGCAUCAAUCAAGAGACAUAAUUAGUUCCAUGAUGGAAACUUGCUCAAAUAUCAAAUAUUUGGCACUUCAUAUCAAACAAAUAGAUACUACCGAUGAAUUUAAUAAAUGGUUACAAUUUUCAAAUGAAUUUUUUCCUGAAUCUUUAACUUAUUUGGAUUUAGACUCUUAUAUUACGCCAAAAGAAUUAGAAGCUUUAUUAAGAUCUACUACUCAUGUUAAUUUUAAAAAAAUUGGGUUAAAUUCCACUAAAGGGAUUACCGAUGAACAUUUACAUAUUUUAAUGAAAUAUUCCGAAUUUUACAAAAGUCUUGAAGAAGUCACUUAUGAUAGAUGGGUAGUUCAACAUAUGAAUAGGUUCGAUAGGUUUGAUAGAAGGAUGAUGUUUACCUGUAAUAAUGGUUUAAAAUUUUCAGAGUUAUCUGAUGAAAAGAUGGAAAAAGCUGGAAAAUUUAUUAAGGUUAUUAGAAGAGAACAAUUUUUACCUUUUGAAAAUCCUUUAACAAAAUAUCAUGAUUAUAAAUUACCAUGGGAAUAG
Molecule: messenger RNA, 1812 nt
Organism: Cetraspora pellucida
Lineage: Eukaryota; Fungi; Glomeromycota; Glomeromycetes; Diversisporales; Gigasporaceae
Source: the annotation of a GenBank genome assembly